GGGGUCUUUUUGUCACUUGGGACCGGCAUUCGUUUGAUCUCAUUUCAUUCCAUUCUUCUCCCGAGCAAUUUCCAUUCUGUCAUUUAUCAGGUCUCCCGCACACCUUUCCCCAACUCUCAAAGGUCCCUUCAAUUGGGCCAAUCUACGCUCAAAAUGUCUCUUGUCAAUCUCGCCCACGUCUGCUCCCACCUAAAUAACGCCACCAAGGCCCGAUUGGGUCUCACAUCUAUCCCGAACACACAGCUACACCUGAAGUUAUGUCUUGCACUUCAGAACUCUGGCUACAUCUCCUCCGUCGUCCGUGGAGGCCUAACUCCUCCCCCCCAACAUAACCUCCUGGGCGUUCCCACGGCAAACGAUGAAAUCGAAGGCGUAAAAUCGUUGACCCAAAGCAAUGUCGCCUCAAGGCGUCUUUGGCUCGGAUUGAAGUAUUGGCAGAGCGACCCGGUCCUGGGAAACAUGAGCAUGGUUAGCAAGCCCAAGAGAAGGAUCACAAUAGAUGUCACAGGCCUCCGACAGGUAAUUCGCGGAGAAAAGAGUGGAUAUGUGGAAGGCUUGCGGUCUCCCGGUGAAAGUUUAUACUUAUCGACGGAUCGGGGUAUCAUGGAGGCGCGAGAAUGUGUUGAGAAGCAAGUGGGAGGCUUGGUUCUCUGUAGGGUGCUCUAAAUUGUCGGGGUGGAUAUGGAAAGGCAAAACAAGAUAGAGCGUUUCUUUGAUGUGUUGGAUGCCGUGGGUUUUGCAUUUGAACCGGAGUUUGGUCAGUCGCAAUGCCUCCGCCCGUGAUUUGUAUCUUCUUUUUAUGUUUGCGACAGCUGGGAUGGAUACCUUGUACAGUAACAUAGGAUCGACUUCAUGUAUUACUUAGUUUCCCUUCAUUUUGCGCUUUCGCUCCGUUGCCCGGCCGGGUUCUCAAUCAUUUAUUCUCUUACAGCAAUCUGUGGCUUGGAACUGGAUGAAGACCGACUAGAUCAAACGGGAAAAGGGCAAGUCAUGCAAUAACAAAGAACCUCGAUCAGUAGGUAUGCGGUGGAAAUUCCUGGUGUUUUGAUACAUACCAACAGAGGAAAGAUUACCCCG
Messenger RNA from Aspergillus alliaceus, 1077 nucleotides. Its product is annotated as mitochondrial 37S ribosomal protein uS8m. Gene Ontology annotation, cellular component: ribosome; mitochondrion. The record is from RefSeq and is a predicted model, not a curated record. Gene Ontology annotation, molecular function: structural constituent of ribosome. Lineage: Eukaryota; Fungi; Ascomycota; Eurotiomycetes; Eurotiales; Aspergillaceae. The transcript has 2 exons. The coding region runs from base 154 to 666 and encodes 170 amino acids. Gene Ontology annotation, biological process: translation.